Beta vulgaris subsp. vulgaris (sugar beet) is the source of this 3193-nucleotide messenger RNA. RefSeq names its product putative receptor-like protein kinase At3g47110. The transcript is spliced from 2 exons. The coding region runs from base 39 to 3089 and encodes 1016 amino acids. The record is from RefSeq and is a predicted model, not a curated record. Gene Ontology annotation, biological process: protein phosphorylation. NCBI's taxonomy places the organism in Eukaryota, Viridiplantae, Streptophyta, Magnoliopsida, Caryophyllales, Amaranthaceae. Gene Ontology annotation, molecular function: ATP binding; protein kinase activity; protein binding.
UAUUAUACUUACUAAAAAGCAUAUAUUGAGAGUUAGCCAUGAAUCCGAUAGUCAUCUUUGUGUUCAUUUUUGUCAUCCAUUUCUUAAGCCUUUUCCACUAUGUGAUGCCUAAUAGUGUAGAUCAUGUCGCCCUCUUAGCCAUUAAGUCUCAGAUCACUCAUGACCCUCAUGGAGUCUUAAACUCUUGGAAUGACUCCUUUCCCAUUUGUCAGUGGCAGAGUGUCACUUGUGGCACCAAGCAUCUACAUCGAGUUGUUCGGUUAAAUCUUGCCGACAACAAUUUGGUGGGAACUCUAUCACCUUAUGUGGGCAAUUUAAGUUUCCUUCACCAUCUUUAUCUAGCAAACAAUAGUUUUCGAGGCCAUAUACCGCCUCAAAUCGGCCAUUUAAGAAGGUUAAGGGAGCUAGUACUAGUGAACAACUACUUUGAAGGCCAAAUCCCUGCCAACUUGUCUCACUGUUUGAGCCUCAAAAAACUUGGUUUAGCAUAUAACCAUCUUUCUGGACCCGUAUCACCUCAACUAGGCCUCCUUUCUAGCUUGGAAUAUUUAUCACUUACUCAAAACCGACUUCAGGGCGACCUGCUUAACAAGGUCGUCAUGAAUAUGACUUCCUUGCGAGCACUGUCUGCAUCUAACAAUUCCUUCGAAGGAAGCAUUCCAGACAGCAUUGGAGCAACACACACAAAUUUAUUUUCUCUUGGUAUUCAUGGCAAUGGUAUUUCAGGUACUAUUCCUCCUUCCUUCUAUAAUCUUUCUCAGCUUCGACAGAUCGAUUUAGCAUCUAAUCACCUCGAAGGGACUCUUCCCUUCGAUAUUGGGGUGCGUCUUCCUCAGCUCAUUGAGUUUUUCAUAUCUGAUAAUUCUUUCCAUGGAUUACUACCACUCUCUCUGGCAAACCUUACUCAUCUCAAGGAAUUUAGCAUCUAUUCUAACCAUUUCAUGGGCAAGAUGUUUAGUCUUAGAGAUAUGCCUAAUCUGACAUUCUUGGAGAUCGACCAUAACAAGUUGGGGUCUGGAAAAGCAGAUGAUUUAAGUUUUCUACAAACUCUUGUCAACUGUAGCAACUUACAAGAGUUGGAAUGUGCUGGUAAUAAUUUUGGUGGGAUCAUACCGGAUUCUUUAGGUAAUAUAUCCACACUAACUUCAUUAGAUCUUCAACUAAAUAGAAUUUCAGGAAGCAUUCCAUCGGGAUUAUUCAACCUCGUCAAGUUAAGGUUCUUGGAUUUGGAAGGGAAUCAAUUGACGGGAAAUCUUUCACCUCAGAUUGAAAGGCUAACUAAACUAGAAAUAUUUGCCAUUAAUAACAAUUACCUCACCGGCAAUCUUCCUCUUUCAUGGGGGAAUUUGUCACACUUGAGUAAGCUCCUUUUAUCCAACAAUAGUUUUGAAGGAACAAUACCCUUGAGUCUAGGAAACUGUACUAAUUUAUUACAUAUCUCUAUUCAUAAUAACUACCUCAGUGGAGCUCUGCCUCCUCAGCUAUUUCAUGCUUCUUCAAUGUUAGUCAACUUAAUCUUGGCUCAUAAUCAAUUACAAGGAAUUAUCCCGGUGGAAAUUGGCCGACUCACUAAUUUAGUGAUGUUGGAGAUAGCUGAAAACAACUUCUCCGGGGAGCUACCUACUACCUUGAGUAGUUGCAAUGAGCUUGAUUUACUACAUAUGGGAGGGAACUUUUUCACUGGAGAAAUCCCUGAAUCUUUCAAAUCAUUAACCAGUUUGAGUUCUUUGAAUCUUUCUCAUAACAACUUGUCUGGUCCGAUCCCCAAUUUUUUGGCCAAUUUUCCAUUGGUGGACCUAGAUUUAUCGUUUAAUAACUUUACGGGAGAGGUUCCUAGAACAGGUGUUUUUCUGAAUAUGAGUGUUUUGAAUAUCCGAGGGAAUAGCGAAAUUUGUGGAGGGAUUCCUAAUCUUCAUUUGCCAACAUGUCCACGUAAUGCUAAUCCGAAAAGAAAGAGGGAAAAAUUGUCAGUUGUCAUCGUUGUGAUCAUUGCAGUAGCUUCUUUGGUUGUUGGUGUGUCGAUAGUGUCAUUAGUAUACUUCCUACUUUGUUCAAGGAGGAAACAGAGGAAACAAUCUCGAGAAUCAGAGUUGAACUUGAAAGAGCCCUUCUCAAAAGUAUCUUAUGAUAUGCUUCUCAAAGCAACAAAUAGAUUCUCGGAAGCAAAUUUAGUGGGUGCUGGUCGUUUUGGGUCUGUUUAUAAAGGGGUCCUUGAUCCAGAAAAUAGCGUGGUUGUGGCUGUUAAAGUUAUCAGCCUUGAACAGAAAGGAGCUACCAAGACCUUCAUGGCGGAAUGUGAAGCAUUAAGAAGUAUUCGUCACAGGAACCUUCUUAAGAUUGUUACCGUCUGCUCAAGUACUGACUUUCAAGGCAAUGACUUCAAGGCUUUAGUGUAUGCAUUCAUGCCAAAUGGAAGUCUCCAUCAAUGGAUUCACGCGGAUCAACAUGACAGAACCCUAAGCCUCCUUCAAAGAGUAAACAUUGCCAUUGAUGUGGCGAGUGCACUUGAUUAUCUGCACAAUGGUUGCGAUGUUCCUAUCAUUCAUUGCGAUCUAAAACCAAGCAACAUUCUCCUCAAUGAUGACAUGGUCGCUCAUGUUGGCGACUUUGGGUUAGCAAGAUUCCAUUUACAUGUACCAGCAAAUAACAGUAGCUCAGUUGUAGUUAAAGGAACAGUUGGUUAUGCAGCUCCAGAGUAUGGCCUUGGAAGCAUAGUUUCGAAAGAAGGUGACAUUUACAGUUACGGCAUUGUGUUGAUUGAGAUGAUGACUUCCAAAAACCCCACUGAUAUGAUGUUCGAAGGAGGUUUAGCCAUUCAUAAGUACGCUAAAUCAGCAACAUUCUCUAAUCAAUUGAUAGACAUCAUUGAUCCAAGGCUCCUAGAGGAUGGUGCUGGUACUAGUGAAGUAAAUGAAGAACAAAUUCUGGCAGAAAUAGACAGGAAAAUGAAGUGCAUAAGGUGUGUCAUUGAAAUCGGAGUGAAAUGUUCAGUUGAGUCACCACAAGAUCGAAUGCGGAUCGAAGAUGCUGUCAGAGACUUGCAAGUAACAAGGGACAUUCUCCUUAAGAACCAUACAGAUCAUCCGUGAUAGGCGCUUCUAGAUACAUACUACAUAUUUUUACGUAUUCCCUGUUGUAAAGGCAAAAUGCAAACUGUUUUAAGUAACACUUAAACUAAUCAAGUGAUUAAUCA